Letharia columbiana is the source of this 1185-nucleotide messenger RNA. RefSeq lists its product as uncharacterized. Lineage: Eukaryota; Fungi; Ascomycota; Lecanoromycetes; Lecanorales; Parmeliaceae. The transcript has 5 exons. The record is from RefSeq and is a predicted model, not a curated record. Bases 1 to 1185 code for a protein of 394 amino acids. Gene Ontology annotation, molecular function: O-methyltransferase activity; protein dimerization activity.
AUGAGCGUCCAAGCUCGCAUCGAUGCUGUUGAGAAAGAGCUCCAAGCUUUAUCAAAAGAUGUAGCCAACGAUGAACCAGCACGCCAGAGACUUCUUGGUGUGAGUCAGCAAGCGACAGUCAUGCUCGAGACCGCUUCCGAGACUCUUUGGAAGCUCCUCUUACAGCCAAAUCUGAGUGCCUCUAUCAGAACUGCCAUUGAAAUGGGUUUGAUUGAUGCUCUGAACAAGAGCGAAAGCCCCAUGACAGCCACCGAGCUGGCGAGUAUCACUGGCGGUGACAAGCUGCUUAUUGUCCGCAUCCUGAGGCCAUUGGCUGCCACGCAUAUGGUCAUCGAGACUGGAUAUGAGACUUACGUAGCCGGGGCCGUCUCCAAAGCAUUGGCCAUCCCCGCGCUAUCGGGAGGCUUCAAAUUCCUGCACGAUGAGGGGGCCCUUUGUUGCAAUAAGAUGCCGGAGUUCCUCGCUCAGACUGAUUACAAGAAUCCCGAAGGUCCUAUGGGCGUUUUCCAACACGCUGAAAACACUGAGCUACAAUUCUUCCCAUGGUUGAUGCAGAAUCCUGCAAAGAUCAACAACUUUCUUACGAUGCUGGAGGGUUGGCGUGCUGGCAGGGCUCAAUGGUUCGAGAUAUUCCCCAUUGAAGAGUCGCUCUUUAAAGGAGCCAAAGAAGAGCAUCAUGAUUCUGCCCUGCUUGUGGACGUCGCUGGUGGCUUUGGAUACGACAUCCAGACGUUCAAAGAUCGCUUCCCGGAUCAGACCGGACGUCUAGUGCUACAGGACCAGCCUUCCGUCAUUGAUAAUGUCAUAGAGCUCCAUCCAGAUAUCGUUCGAAUGAAGUAUGACUUCUUUACUGAGCAGCCAGUCAAAGGAGCUCGAGCUUACUACUUUCGCUCCAUCUGCCACGACUGGUCUGACGACAAAUGUCGCGAGCUCCUUAGCAACACUGUCGCUGCCAUGGAGCCAGGCUAUUCCAAGAUCCUGAUCAAUGACUGGGUCUUGCCCGAUACCGGCAGUCCCCUCCUCCCGGCUCUCAUGGACAUCCAGAUGAUAAUCGUGCUUUCUGGGAUUGAACGUACGCAGACGCAGUGGAAGGAGCUGCUAGGAUCUGUGGGUUUGGAGAUUGUCAAAUUCCACAGCCUCGGUAAGGAGGUCGAGGGUUUGAUUGAGGCUGUAAGGAAGGUGUAG